Molecule: messenger RNA, 3027 nt
Organism: Tripterygium wilfordii
Lineage: Eukaryota; Viridiplantae; Streptophyta; Magnoliopsida; Celastrales; Celastraceae
Product: protein DETOXIFICATION 41-like
Exons: 15
Coding region: 1631-2755 (374 amino acids)
Biological process (GO): xenobiotic detoxification by transmembrane export across the plasma membrane
Cellular component (GO): vacuolar membrane
Molecular function (GO): antiporter activity; xenobiotic transmembrane transporter activity
Source: RefSeq, a predicted model, not a curated record
ACAAGGAAGAGAGGGAAGGACAAGGAGUUUGAUAGUCAGCUUAAAAACGGCGUCGUGUCAUUUUGUUGAAGCAGGUGGGGCAAAACGACGACGUUUUGUUUUUGUGUUUUACACAUCGUCGGUGUUUAUGUACCUACUUCCGGAGUUUGGAGGUCAAGUAGAGAUGGCGAUCGCCGGUAGCAUGCGACGGAGGCUACAGCAACUGCCGGUAGAGAGGCAGGCUGGGAUCGUAAAUCGGCUGCCCUUCAGAUUUAGAUUCACUUCACGGAGAGCCUUACGUUUCAUCGUAGUCAGCCUCGCUUCUGUCGCUCUCUUUCCCCCAUCUUCUUUACAUGUUUUUGCAGAUGCAAUUAAGGAAGUGUGCUUGGUUGAAUGAUCCUCCACUUGUAUGCGCUCAUGGUCGUGAUUCAACCAAUGCAUUCCCCAACACACUUUUGGUCAAGCACGGACUAUGCUUUUAAGGAUGGAACGGCAACGUGGUGAAGAAGAGCUGAAGAACCGACGUACCAAGAAAGAGCAAGAGGCGGAGCAAGCAACAUUAAACAGGGCUACCAGCCCUCAAACUGGUGCUCAGCAAACUGGAGGAAGCUUGAAAUCGAUGAAGGAUAAAUCUGGUCAGGCAGACAAUGAAGAAAAGGAGGGCUCUGCUUUGAAGACUGCUGGUCCUGAAGGAGAGAUAACGGCAGGUAGGCUAUGUUGUUAUGUUGGAUCCUUCUACCGGCACGAGGAGCAACUUGUUGAGAAUGAAAGGAGCUAGAGUCGUCGGUGUUUACCAUCCAUUAAUUGAUGAUAAGCUUGUGAAGAUUCUGCAUGGCUUGGCCACACUAGAAAGCAAGAGGAAAGACUUUUUCGCGGUGUCAUUACUUUUUAGUUGGCACACACAUACAUGCACUUGCCAUGCAGCCAUGCUUGCACAUCCUUAGGAAAGCUCAUUUGAAAUUAUAGCAGAAUUCAGUUUCAUAGGCUGAUCUCCCAUGCCAUCUAUUUACUUGGAGGAAUGUAAGGUUGAAGAAGCUUCAGAUGAUGAUGAAGUGCCAUCAAAAAGUUCAAAGGGCAAGAAGGCUAAUGGGUCAGAGAAAGCGCCUAGCCUUGUGUUCAAGAUAACCAGCAAGGUUCCUUAUAAAACCAUUCUUAAAGCCCACAGCGAUGUUGUUUUGAAGGCUGAGAGUGCAGCUGACAAGGUUGAAUGGUUGAAUAAGAUAAGAAAUGUUAUUCAACCUUCAAAAGGACAUAUGAAGGUUGCAGGGGGUCCGCCCUUGCGGCAGAGUCUUUCUGAUGGAUCUCUUCACACAAAGGAUUGAAGAGUUGCUUCAAGAGGACCAGAAUGUGAAGCGAAGGAGGGAACGUUACUCAAAGCAGUCCUCUCUCCUAUCAAAACUGGCACGCCAACUCACCAUUCAUGACAACCGAGCCGCCGCUGUAUCUAGCUGGUGUAAUGGUAGUGUUGGAUCAGGUACUCUCCAAUUCGCUGGUGCCCUCCGUUGCUAAUGUUGGAAUCCAAGGCCUUGCUUAUGGAAUUAUGGUAAUUCAUUCAUUCAUUCAACACUUAUAUAUAUAUUGCCUGAUAAUUCUUUUCUAAAUAUUUUUUGAUCAUGUGUAUCUCAAAAAAAAAAAAAAAAAAAAACUGGGCAUGGCAAGUGCAGUUCAAACAGUGUGUGGGCAAGCCUAUGGAGCCAAAAACUAUGCAGCAACAGGAAUAAUAUGUCAAAGGGCUAUAGUCCUACACUUGGGAGCAGCAAUUAUCCGAACAUUCCUAUAUUGGUAUUCAGGGUCAGUCCUGAAAACAAUAGGACAAUCAGAGGAGAUAGCCAAACAGGGCCAAAUCUAUGCGAGAGGCUUAAUCCCUCAAAUAUAUGCUUUCCCUAUAGUAUGUCCUAUGCAGAGGUUUCUCCAAGCACAGAACAUAGUCAACCCUCUUGCCUUGAUGUUCCUUGGAGUACUGAUUAUACACAGUUUCAUCACAUGGCUUGUUGUCUACAAUUUCGACUGUGGACUCCUUGAAGCAGCUCUCACACUUAGUUUGGCUUGGUGGCUUCUUGUCAUCUGCUAUGGGCUCUACAUUCUUCUAAGCCCAUCUUGUAAGGAAACCUGGACUGGCCUUUCUAUUAAGGCCUUUAAAGGCCUCUGGCCUUAUUUCAAGCUCACUGCUGCUUCUGCUGUCAUGCUUUGUUUGGAGAUAUGGUACGUCCAAGUACUGGUUCUGAUUUCAGGCCUUUUUCCAAACCCUACUAUCGCUUUAGAUUCACUCUCCAUCUGCAUAAAUUACUGGACUUGGGACAUGGAAUUCAUGUUGGGGUUAAGUGCAGCAGCCAGUGUACGCGUGAGUAAUGAGCUUGGGGCAGGUCAUCCAAGAGUGGCAAAAUUGUCAGUGAUAGUAGUGACUGCAAAUAGCUUAAUCAUCAGUAUAAUUCUGAGUGCAAUCGUUGGCAUAUUCAAAGUUGGACUGAGCAAACUAUUCACAAGUGAUGCACAAGUCAUAGCUGCAGUUUCCAAACUCACUCCAUUGCUUGCCAUUUCUGUUUUCUUGAAUGGCAUUCAACCCAUUCUCUCAGGUGUUGCAAUUGGUAGUGGGUGGCAAGCACUAGUGGCUUGGGUUAAUCUAACUACAUACUACAUUAUUGGUCUCCCAAUUGGAUGCGCGCUUGGCUUCAAAGCUAAUCUAGGAGCCACAUGGGCAGGGGAUAUGGUGGGGAAUGCUAAUUGGAGUUUUUAUCCAAACAGUAACUUUGCUAGUCAUCACUGUCAGAAAAAAUAGGAAUGCCGAAGUUGCAAAAGCUGUUGAGCGCUUGAAGAAUUAUGCUGACAUUGGAAGAGACUCUGAAUUUGGCCUAUUAAUUACUAGUGGCUAGUGUAGUGUCCACAACUCUUCCAAUUAAUUAAUAUUGCCCCACUGCAAUUUGUUCAGUUGAUAGAUGAACAAAAAUAUGUUUCACUCUUGCCUUAAAAUCAUAUACUAAUUAUUAGGCACCUACAAAUAAAAUUUCACAUAUAUAAUGAACCAAUUAAUAUUCAACCACAUGAUUGAUU